CCCUGGCAGUCACUCGAAUGGACCAUCCUGGUCCAGAUUUUCGAGCAUGCCGCCUACCCUGCCGACACCCGGACGGACGUCCGCUGGCUGCUCGCGGCCGGCCUCACGUGCAAGGCAUUUCUAGGCCCUGCCUUGAAGGCCUUGUACAAAUGUCCUAUGCCGCAAGUCAUCUCCAUGAAUAUGGGAAACAAGUUCGCCAGCCUCAUCCGCGAGCUUGCUGCAGACCCUGAUGCUGCGCUGGCCCGUCAGGACCACAGGCGGACCAUGAUCGAGUCGCUGGUUGUCGAGGUCUCUUCGCUCCCACACUCGCAAACGCGCACCUUCGAUGUCGCAGAGCUCAUCCUAUCUCUCCCCAACCUGUCUCAUGUUGAGCUGUACCACGACUUCGAUCUGCCUCCUUACCGAAAACUCGACUUCAACAGCAAGAAGUGGACCUACGCGCCAGAGCUGCUCACCGCCCUCAGCACCGCGGGCGAUGGACACGCCGCUGUCCGUCUGAAGUCGUGGAAGUGGAGCGAGAGGAUGAUGGGUCCCGGCCUGCUCGAGGAGUUGUCGACAAUGCACUCGUGGAAGGUCUUCUCUCAGCUGCGCAAGCUUUCGUUUGUCAAUUUUCAGGUACCUUCCUUGAGAGAUAACAAAGACCCUAGCGAUGCCGAGGUCUUCGAACAAGACAAGAACUAUAUCAGCCUGGUCGCCGCGGCGCUGGCUCCCGUCGCCGGCCUCAAACACCUGGUCAUGGAGUCGUCGACUGUGGUGGACGGCCAGUUCCUAUCUCUGCUUCCCAAGACGAUCGAGCACCUUGAGAUCGUCAACUGCUGGGAGCUGACGGCUGACAUGCUGUCCGAGUACCUGGCGAGCCAUGGGCGGCCACUGCGCCGCUUGACGCUUCACCACAACCAGUCACUCAACCUGUCCUUCCUGCCGAUAUUGGGCCAGUGCUGCCCCGGGCUGCAGGAGCUGUCUAUGGAUCUCCUCACAUACAAUCACCACGAAUACUACAAGGAUUCGGAUCCGAUUUACGAUACCCUCCUCAAUGUCGAGGACGUCCCGGUGUGGCCCCAGACGAUCGAGAUCAUAGACCUCGAACAGCUUGCCAAGUGGGAUGCGGAUACGGCCGAGAUGUUCUUCCAAAGCUUCGUGGACCAGGCUCCGAAUCUGUCCAAUCUGAGGCACCUCGCUGUCAAGGCCAUGCUGGAUGUUCCCUGGCGACAGCGGUCUGAGUUCCGCGACAAGUGGGUGCGGAUCCUGAAGAAGGUCUUCCUGCGCAAGACGCAGAAGCCUCGGGCGUACCAUUCCCUCGUUCAGUGGCCGCUAGACGGAGCCCAGCCGAGCGAGCAGCAAUCACAGCCUGUGAAGGCCGACGAUUUCGACACCUCCCCAAUACGCCGCAGCACACGCAUUGCAUCCAACAACGACUUUGCGCCAGCCCCAUCACUACCCCCUCCGCCUCCUCCCCUUCAAACACCUACCGAGAACAAGGACAACAAGCGCAAACGUCAGCGCUCCUAUACACAGACCACCCGAGAUCUAAGGACGUCCAAGCGGGCCAACAUCUCUUAUCGAGACCCUGACACCGACGAGGAUCUCGAUCUAUCAUCGGAGGAGUCCGCGGAUGAUGAACAAGACGAACUGCAGCAAGAGCCGAUUAUCAUGUCAAGUCCUCCAGCCUCGCCUGUCUUAAGCGAGGAGGAGGAGGACACCUCAUCCGUGCACGGCCUCUGUGAUGUCGUCAACAUACGAUUUGACAACCAAAAACCACGAGAGUUUCAGUGGGGCGCAGAAGAUUUCCUCGAUGAUGACACCCGCGAGUCGGAUGAUGCCGAGUGGGCUUCGGACCGAGAUGUGGACGACGAAUCAGACACCUACGCUUGGUGA
This is a messenger RNA of Cryphonectria parasitica EP155, 1875 nucleotides long. RefSeq lists its product as uncharacterized. NCBI's taxonomy places the organism in Eukaryota, Fungi, Ascomycota, Sordariomycetes, Diaporthales, Cryphonectriaceae. The record is from RefSeq and is a predicted model, not a curated record. The annotation marks the transcript as partial. The transcript has a single exon.